This is a messenger RNA of Caenorhabditis bovis, 1992 nucleotides long. NCBI's taxonomy places the organism in Eukaryota, Metazoa, Nematoda, Chromadorea, Rhabditida, Rhabditidae. The record is from the annotation of a GenBank genome assembly.
AUGGAGGAUGAUUUGAAUACACCCGUUCCAAGCAAUCGAAACAAUCAAUCGGAUCGCUUGACGCUUAUUCAGCAGGCGGCAGCUCGGAGCGGACUUGCAAGUAUGGCUGGCCCCGGACACCUUCGCCAUACCAAAUUGUCCCCGUUUGAUGUUUCUCAAAUGUCGGGAGUCUCGAUUUCAAUGAUUGAACGAGCAAAGAUUGACGGCGCACAGUUUAUCAAGGAACUGGUAUGGCUGAGAAAGGAAGCGAAUUCUCAUUCAUUUCUUGAUGCUGAACUUUGGGCUAAUGAAUUACUCGCAUAUUGUCCCGAGAAAUUGUCGAUGUACGCUGAAUUGAAAUGUGAUAUGGAAGAUGGCAACAUUUCGUCGACGUCUUUAGGUGCCCCGGCAGGUUUUGUGAGCAGCGAGGAGGCGGUUGUCGAGUUUCGACGAGAGCAGAACACACAGUUCGCGUUGAGUCUAUUGCGGAAUCGAGAAUUCCAGAGAGCCGCGUUCUUUUUGGCAAAAAAUCGAAAACUCAACAAACUCGACAACUUCAUGUAUUAUAGAUGUUUAUUCUUGGCGCAUUACCAAGAAAAUAUGGAAAAUGAUGCCGAGGGAAUUGAAAGAAAAACGAGUUUCGGCGAGGAAAAAACCAAAUUCGCGACAUUAUAUGAGGAAAUGAAUGAAGAUAAUGCACGUGAAAAAGAUGAUCCACUUUUCGAAUAUUUACUUGGACUUAUCGAAAUUGAAUUGGGCCUCAAAAAGGAUGCAUGCGAGACAAUGAAAAGUGUUGUCGAGCGGGAACCGAGAUGGUGGCCGGCUUGGGAGGCGUUGAGUCGAUUAAUCGACGACAUUGAAGCCGCCGAUCAGUUUGCGGUCAAAUUCAGCGAUAAGUCGAUUUGGAUGGCUGACUGGUUUAUGGUAUUGAUAUUGGAACGAUUCCAUCAGGAUACCAUGGCGAUUCAGAAGGCCGAAUCUUUGGUUCAGCGUGGUCUCACUGGAAUCCCAAUGAUAAUCACCAAAGUGGCAACGUGCUCGAAUCAUCGACACGAUCAUGAUCAAGCCAUCGAGAAUUUCGAGGAGAUUCGAAAACUCGACCCGUAUCGCCUCGCCGACCUGAACUUGUUCUCGGAUUCGCUCUACAUUCGUGGCGACCAGAAGAAAUUGUCGCAACUUGCUUUGGAGGUUUACAAAGUUUACAAAUUCCGAUGGGAAACGUGCUGCAUUGUGGGAAACUAUCACGCGAUACGAAGAGAUAGCGAGCAUUCCAUUAAAUUCUUCCAAAGAGCCUUGAGGCUGAAUCCCGGCGUUGCUUCUCUUUGGGUCCUUAUUGGUCAUGAGUUUAUGGAAAUGAAAAACAAUGCCGCCGCUUGUGUCUCAUACCGACGAGCCAUAGAAAUCGAUAGCGCUGAUUAUCGUGGUUGGUAUGGUCUCGGACAGAUGUACGAUAUCAUGAAAAUGCCGUCAUAUUCGCUCUAUUACUACCAGCAGGCUCAAAAGUGCAAACCACAUGACUCGCGUCUCUUAGUGGCCCUCGGCGAAAUUUAUUGCAAAUUGAGCAGGAUUGAAGAUGCGGAGAAGUGCUUCACAGGAGCUUAUUUAUUCGGAGAUGUCGAGGGAUCUGCUCUGUGGCAACUCGCCAAGCUUUAUGAGAAUAACAACGAUGAUGACAAGGCGGCACAGACGUUCGAGGUCUACCUGGUUGUAUAUGAUAGAUUAACGAAUUUGGAAGAUAAUGCCGUGUACGCUAUCGCGUUUCUUGCCAAUUAUUUCUUCCGUCAGAAGAAAUACGAAAAAGCGAGCGAGUAUGCGACGAAAUGUCUUGAAUAUGAGGCGAUUUGUCAAGAAGGAAAUCGAUUAUUCCGUGAAAUAGCCAAGGUUCAGCAGCAGGAGAAUGCUCCUCAGCAACCUCCCGGUGUUGAAAGUAUGGAAACUGAAGUUGCGAAUCUGGAUACUUCAAGGGAGGAUGAUAUGGCGAUUUCUGAUGGAGAGGAUAACAUCACAUUUUGA